This is a messenger RNA of Lolium rigidum, 469 nucleotides long. RefSeq names its product 60S ribosomal protein L38-like. Lineage: Eukaryota; Viridiplantae; Streptophyta; Magnoliopsida; Poales; Poaceae. Gene Ontology annotation, molecular function: structural constituent of ribosome. The transcript has 3 exons. Bases 51 to 260 code for a protein of 69 amino acids. The record is from RefSeq and is a predicted model, not a curated record. Gene Ontology annotation, biological process: protein-RNA complex assembly; translation. Gene Ontology annotation, cellular component: cytosolic large ribosomal subunit; ribosome.
CCGCCACCACCUCCUGCUCCCGCUACAGGCGACCUCCCCCAUCGUCCACCAUGCCGAAGCAGAUCCACGAGAUCAAGGACUUCCUGCUGACGGCGCGGCGCAAGGACGCGCGGUCGGUGCGGAUCAAGAGGACCAAGGACGCCGUCAAGUUCAAGGUGCGCUGCUCCAGGUACCUCUACACCCUCUGCGUCUUCGACGCCGACAAGGCCAACAAGCUCAAGCAGUCCCUCCCACCAGGUUUGAGCGUCCAGGAGGUUUAAGCAUCAAGCCAGACAAUGCUCCUUUCCUAGUAGCCGGACAUGUUCGACCCAUCUUGUUCUAGUAUCUGUGAUCACUCAUCAGGGACCUUGUUACCUCAUUAACUGAGUUUUGAUAUUCCAGACUGAAAUGUAAUGCUGGGAGUUCUGUGGUUGGAUCUGUGAUGAUUUUGUGUCAUUUGGUAUAUGAUUUCUGUGCUUGUGAUGGUGUA